CUUACUACAUGGAGGGAAACCUCGGACACCCCGUGUUCCAGACUCAGUUCGGGAGGAUUGCGGUGAACAUCUGCUACGGGCGGCACCAUCCUCUCAACUGGCUCAUGUACAGCAUCAACGGGGCUGAGAUCAUCUUCAACCCCUCAGCCACCAUUGGAGCACUCAGUGAGUCCCUGUGGCCAGUUGAGGCCAGAAAUGCGGCCAUUGCAAAUCACUGCUUCACCUGUGCCAUCAACCGAGUGGGCAAGGAGUGCUUCCCGAACGAGUUUACGUCUGGAGAUGGGAAGAAAGGUAUGUUCCAGGAAUUUCUGUGGUUGGCUGCAG
Leptonychotes weddellii (Weddell seal) is the source of this 324-nucleotide messenger RNA. The record is from RefSeq and is a predicted model, not a curated record. NCBI's taxonomy places the organism in Eukaryota, Metazoa, Chordata, Mammalia, Carnivora, Phocidae.